This is a messenger RNA of Sander lucioperca (pikeperch), 3715 nucleotides long. It is a transcript of the gene pdgfbb, whose product is annotated as platelet-derived growth factor beta polypeptide b. Gene Ontology annotation, cellular component: membrane. Gene Ontology annotation, molecular function: platelet-derived growth factor receptor binding; growth factor activity. NCBI's taxonomy places the organism in Eukaryota, Metazoa, Chordata, Actinopteri, Perciformes, Percidae. The transcript is spliced from 8 exons. Bases 876 to 2417 code for a protein of 513 amino acids. The record is from RefSeq and is a predicted model, not a curated record. Gene Ontology annotation, biological process: positive regulation of cell population proliferation; positive regulation of protein autophosphorylation; positive regulation of cell migration.
GGAAAUAUUGCUCAGAGUGGCUGGUGUAAAGCGGUCGUUUGUGGACUAAUGUCGCUUCUUAAUGCGCUGAUUAUCACCCAUUCUUCAGGCAGGGGGCGGGAGAGAGACUCUUGGAAAUCCGCUCUUCACCACCACCACCGCUGCGUAAUCAGGCAGGUCCAGGGCUGAGGCGCACCGAGCCACACAGAGCUUUGCUUAUUGAUAAGACUCCUUGGAAGAAGAAGACCGCAAACUACCGUGCUGACCUGGCUGCGACGUUUUUUUUUUUCCUUUUCUUCAGACGUUAGGCCUGUGAGCUGGACUUUUGGGACGCAUCACGGUUAAAGAGACCCACUGGGGAAAGACAAGUCAAUUGGAUAUAUUGUAUUUUUGAAGAAACAUCCUUGGAACUUCGCCUUUCUUUCUGAGUGUCCUGAAUAGUUUAGCCUUGUAUAGUUUGUCACUUGUCGUUAGGUGUUUUGCUAAUUAAAUGUAGGCUAUUGCGCUUUUAGACGAAAACGCACACUUGUGCGCAAGUUGAACUAAAUAGAUAAGACUGAACAACACGUUGAAGAAAAAAACUCCUGAAUUGAAAGUUGGAGGUUUAUAAUUCACCCAAAACGGUGGAGCUUCUUCUUCUAUUUGUUUUUAUUUUUUUAUUUUAUUUUACAAGGGGGACUUAAACGUUGCGUGCUGCUGACCGAGCACGAGCGCUUUCUUCUUCUUCUUUGGAUAUCUCGGCCGGAGAGACAACAGUGUGGACAGACCGUCUAGGCGCGCGCAGUUCCGCAGGGCGAGCCGCUGUCCCCCCCCGCGCGCAGUGCUGAGGAGAAGAGGGACUCUCGCGCUUCCAUAAAUGCCCGGUCCAUCGAAGAGGCUCGAGGCUGGGCAGCAAGAUGAGCUCGUGGGUCCAGCUGCUGCUCGCGUUGCUGGCGGCGUGUCUGCAGUGUGGCGUAGCCGAGGGGGAGCCUCUGCCUGCAGCCCUGGUGGAGCUGGUUAGAAACAGCCCCAUCUCCUCCAUAGAGGACCUUCAGCUGCUGCUGCUCACUGACUCCGUAGAUGAGGAGGACGGGAUUUCUGCAGCAAAUGGAGGCCAUAGACUACCAAGGAGCCUCGAUGCCCAGCCAGCUCAGCAGGCUCUGUGUAAAGUUCGUACAGAGGUGGUUGAGGUCACCAGGGCGAUGUUGGACCGUAGCAACGCUAACUUCCUGUUAUGGCCGCCCUGCGUCGAGGUGCAGCGCUGCUCUGGCUGCUGCAACACCAAGAGCCUGCAGUGCGUCCCUGUCGUCACGCACACCAGAUACUUGCAGGUCAUGAAGAUCGAGUACAUCAACAAAAGACCCACUUACGCUAAAGCUGUGGUGUCAGUGGUUGAUCAUGUGGAGUGCCGAUGUCAGCCCGCUCCACAUCCCUCUGUGCCCAAGAAAAAAUCAUCUCGCAGACAGCAUAACCACCAGCACCGAAACCAGACACUCAGCCAAGGACAUGGACAGGUCAAGGUGCACUCCAAGGAUGAACUCCAUCAGUGGGAUGAACUGAAGCAGAACCAGAGGGCCCACCUGGAGGACCUCCUGGAGCAUCACUGGAGCCCCAGAGGAGACACCUUCACUCAGCCUGGAGAAGGGUACAGCCUGGUUAGGGAAGACACAUCUCGCACUGGAGAGGCUAUUCCUUUUGCUCCACACUGGGCACAUAACUCCACCAGGCUCCUUGGGACUAAAGACCAAACUGAGAAUCAGGAGAACAUUUCCUCAGUGGACAAUGUUGGUGCUGAGGGAAAGAACCAGUUGGUAGAAGGUGGGGAGUUGUUGCUUCUCAACAACACUGAAGGGAAAGUUAACGAGGGAAACGAGAGCAGGGACGAAGGGACGCAAACGCACAGUCCAUUAUGGCAAGAAGACAGAUCCAAACUUUCAAAGAGCCACACGAGUGGUUCCUCACACCCUGUCACUCCGAAUCUUCGAGCCAAGCUCAGUCCUACUGAGGCACCCGGUGAGAGAGUUGGGAGCAGGUUCCGACCGACCAAAGAGCCAAAUCCAGAGCCUCGAGAACAGGCGAGACGAAGAGACAAUGAGACUCCCGAGGUGGUGAGGAUAUUACAGAUCGAGGAGGAAAAACUGGAGCAGGAGAGAAAAGAGCUUCUACUUCUCCACAAGAGGCUGGACCAAGAGAAGGAGACCCUGAGACAGCAGCAGUUGAAACGUGAAGCGGAGGAAAGGGAGAAAGAAAAGGAAACGGAUAGACAACAUCACCUGCAUGGUAAACAUCAUCAUCAUCUGCAAACAACUACAACACAGAAACCAGCGACAACAUCUACGACAACCACACAGCAGCCAUCAGCUCCAGCAGGCCCCAGACCCCCCGCCCGUCCAAAGAAAAGGAUGAGGAAGAAUCGCAAACGAAUCAGCAAGGCAGCUAUGAGAGCAAUGCUAAUGUAGAGUUAAAAUAAAGCCAGGGACACAAAGUGAACUUGGUGUAUUUCUUGGAUCCAGAGGUGAAGCAGAGUGACUCCCUUCAUAUAAGUAUUUAUUCACGUGUCAGUAACCUGCUCGUCCUGUGAGAUCUCCUCCGUAACACUACUAAUGACUGUCUGGUGAACCUGUAACUACACCUGUGUGGAGUAAGAGGAGGGCAAGAAGAAAAUGGGAUAUAAAUUAAAAAAAGGUGGACCUGGUCAAGAAAAUGCUUGGCUCUGCAACAACAGUUGCUGGUAUGAAGUCACAAGUUUCAUCCGGAAACUGACAAAUUGUGUGCGAGCGCAGAACCUGCGGGGGGCAUGAAACUGCAUCGCUGUAAAACUGUGGACAAUGGUGCAAUUUCAAAACUCUUUUUGAAACCUUGCUUUGAUAUCAACAGAGAGAAACUGCACUUAUACGUAUGUCGACAGAACCGAGUCUACAUGUGGUUUAAAUGACGUUUGUCACUGAAAGACUUUUGUGAUAAGAACGAUGAGACGGACGAUUUGGUGGAAAAAUGGACAUAACAAUUUUGUGUCAUUGAAGAAUCUGUUGUAUUGUAAUUGGAUAAUCUUAGAGACAAUCAUCGAUAGACUGCAACAACAAAGGAUGUUGAUUAAAAUGAGCAGUAUAUUUCCAUGUGUGAUAAAACUCAUACUGAGGGCUCAGUGUUGGGAAGAUAAAGCUGUGUAGAUUUACCCUACUAAGGCCUGAUAUCAUUUAUUAGCUCCGUAAAAACAGUGAUGGUCUCUCUUUAACCAUAUUUAAUUAUAUUUAACUCCUUGCAAACACUGGAAUUACACAGAUGUGAUUGGAGGGCAAAAACAUGAAAAUGUUGCAUUUCAAAAUCUCAUUGUAGGUGUGAAGAAAAAGGUGCUAUCUGAACACGAGGUGAUAGCGUUACACCUGCGACCUGACGUUGUGCUAUGUUUCCUAUUUAUUUAUCUCUGCCAUUACUGUGGAUUAACUUUUAUACGAAUACUGCAUACAAUAUGUGGUUGAGAUAUGUAACUUUGUGCUUUGUGAUGGCUGGGUAGUUCAAACUGAAAGAAAGACAGAACCAAAAAAGAUAAAAACCUUCUGUGUCCUCCCAGGAUCAUGCAGUGUUUAACUUCUAUGUAAAAAAAAACAACUGUGUGUUUGUUUUAUAUGCCUAAGUGUGUGGUGUAGUGUGUGUAAGGGAUUGUGCCUACACCUACUGUACACUUCUGUCAUGCAUCUCAAUACUCGUGUAGAAGCAUGUAUCUGUUUCUCUGAUUGAUAAAGACAUGUCUCUCUUC